GCAAAAGAAAAAGAAACAGCAAUGAUAAAAAGGCUAGGACGCAAACGGUGAAAAACGAAAAGAAGGAAGACAGAAACAGGCAUCUUGGAGACGAGCAGAAAAUAGAAGAUAAAAGGAGGAGAAGAGAAGAAAACAAAGCGAAAGAAGAUCAAGAAGAAAGCAAUGGAGAAGACAAAAUGAACAACACAACAGACCACGACAGACAAGAGCAACAAGCAAGAGAAAGAGAAACAAGCAGUAAAAGGAACAAUCAAAAUACUAUCAACAGAUGGGAAGAAGAAGUAGAAGAGACAAGUGAGAAAGACAGAAGGAAAGAAAGAAAAAUAAGAAAUAAACAAGCGACAACAGAGGAAAUAACGCUAAAUAGCAAAGAACAGGAACAAAAUGAAUGA
Messenger RNA from Racocetra fulgida, 392 nucleotides. The record is from the annotation of a GenBank genome assembly. Lineage: Eukaryota; Fungi; Glomeromycota; Glomeromycetes; Diversisporales; Gigasporaceae.